GCAGCUCAAAACGAUCCAGAAACGAAAAAGCCUCGUCGGGCGAUCACUCAAACCGACGUCGUAACAGCGGCUUCAUAACGACAGGAAACGCUUGGAAUCAUCGUUAUUCGUGAACGACAAGGGUAGCAACAUGUACACGCAAAACCAGUUGAGUCCCCGUGACAUGCAAGGCCAAGGCCAACCUCAGUCGUACAGCGUGUCAGGGCACCAGCAACAACAGCAACUGCAGCAGCAGAACGAACGACAACUGCAGGAUCAAUUUCAAGCUCUACCAUCACAAGAUCAAGCCAAGGUGCCUUCACAUCACCAAGCGCAUGGUCAAACAUCCGCAUCCGAACAACUCUCCCACGACACUCGAAUGCAAGAGCAUGGACAAAUGCAAGGUUUGCUAAACGACCAGCUCCAAAAUCAACUUCAAUUGCAGCAACAGCAAAACCACUUGCACGCGCAACUCCAAGGGGACUUGCAUGGCCAGAUGCAGAAUCAAAUCCAACGACAAAUGCACGAACAAAUGCAGGAGCAGAUGCAGCGUCAAAUGCAAAGCCAAUUGUCGCCGUCGUCGAUGAUGCAGCAGCACGGGGGCCAUCAGUCGUCUCCGUACACCCACGCCAUGGUCCAUCCACACAUCCCCGGGCUUAUUCCUGGCCAAAUGGGGCUCCAGUUGAAGAACCAACGAAGACAUCACGGAAUCUCGGACAAAGGCAUGGACAACAUGCGACUACCGAUGGCCACGCACGACAUGGGCGGGCUAAUGGAGCCAGACGACCUAGAGAUGGAACAGCGUUUGCAUUCAGGGCUCGACUACGACGACGACGACGAUGACGACGACGAAGGGAAGAAAGGAAAAGGCGACGCCAACAGCAAGAAACCGUGGACACGCGAAGAGAACGAGAAGCUCAUGCAGUUGGUCAAGCAAUACGGGGCCAAGCGAUGGUCGUUGAUCGCCAUGCAUUUGCCCGGUCGGGUCGGAAAGCAGUGCCGCGAGAGGUGGCACAACCAUUUGAAUCCCGCGGUCCGCAAAGAUGCGUGGACUGCAGAAGAAGACUAUGUGAUCUUUGAAUGCCAUAAAAAUGUGGGCAACCAGUGGGCAGAAAUUUCAAAGAUGCUGCCAGGACGCACGGACAACGCGAUCAAGAACAGAUACUACUCGACCAUGCGCCGCAUGCAGCGGCAGUCGCUUCGGAAAAAAGGCGGCGGCGGCGGAUGUUCGGCCAGUGCUCGAGACACAAAGCCCCGGUCCCAGUCCAUGGUCGCAACGUCGCCCACGACCGACGACAGAAACAUGUUUCAACGCGGCAAGCAGUUCCAAAAGCUCGUGUUGUCGGCCGUCGGCGACAAAGUGGAUAGCAAUUUCUUCUCCGAGUACGACCCAGUUGUGCAACGCCAGCAGCAACACGGGAUGAUGGAAUUCGGCGCGCCAUCGAUUCCCGGGUUUCCGUCCGAAUACAACCCCCACGGAGCAUCGUCGUUCUCGUACGAUGGCCCGCUGCGCCGCCACUCGUCGACGUCGGACGCGCCCCACAUAAACAUGUAUCAGCACCCCCCCUUGCACUUGUCGCCCACGGCCUCGUCUAUGGGGCUGCCAUCGACCACUUCGUCGUAUGAUAACCAACGAGGUAUUGCCAGUUCAUAUGUGAAUGUUUCACCAACUGAGCAGGUCGCAUGAGCUUAGAGGCAGCAGACGAAGACAAGAGGCAUACAGGAGACGACAAAUCCCGUCCACAUGUGUCGGUGAACGCGCGGUUGUUCGCGACGGCCGUUCCUGCCCAAGUGAGCGGCAGCACCACUGUAGUGCCUUUAGAUCCGUUGAAGGAAGGCAAGGCAGUAGGAUUUGACACCAUCUCGGAAACCCAAGAAGUGUACAUAUAGAUUGACUUAAUGACAAUGGAUUGGGUCGGUCACAUGGAAACAUGCCGAAUUUGAAUGCAAACUGCGUGGCGG
This is a messenger RNA of Aphanomyces astaci, 1941 nucleotides long. RefSeq lists its product as hypothetical. Gene Ontology annotation, biological process: regulation of DNA-templated transcription. Gene Ontology annotation, cellular component: nucleus. The record is from RefSeq and is a predicted model, not a curated record. Bases 131 to 1666 code for a protein of 511 amino acids. Gene Ontology annotation, molecular function: DNA-binding transcription factor activity, RNA polymerase II-specific; RNA polymerase II cis-regulatory region sequence-specific DNA binding. NCBI's taxonomy places the organism in Eukaryota, Oomycota, Saprolegniomycetes, Saprolegniales, Verrucalvaceae. The transcript has 3 exons.